Bolinopsis microptera is the source of this 2436-nucleotide messenger RNA. RefSeq names its product oncoprotein-induced transcript 3 protein-like. Lineage: Eukaryota; Metazoa; Ctenophora; Tentaculata; Lobata; Bolinopsidae. The transcript is spliced from 4 exons. The record is from RefSeq and is a predicted model, not a curated record. The coding region runs from base 755 to 1774 and encodes 339 amino acids.
GAGCUGUUAUCACAUCCGUUCACGGAGAUGACAUACAAGAGGGCUGGGAACGGAAUGAGUUGGUGCAACUAGUCACGUUUUUUCAGCUACAAAACCACCAUGACCAACUCAACCUCUUCACUUCUUUUUGGCCAUCAUAAGAGCAAGGUGCAGUUUAUAAGAUUCUCGAACUUUUGUUCCAUUCGGUGAUUUUCCCAAUGUUUACGAUACACGUGGGCACUUUCUUGUGUCUGCUAGGCUGUGCAUCUGCUCUAGCAGUUAACAGAUCCACCAUUGAGCCGGACCAUAACUGGAAGUUCCAGUUUCCCGUGAAAGCCUCCACUUCGUACGUUGAGUCAACCACAGAGAUACCCAUGGAUUUGAACCAGUUCACUAUUUCCUUCUGGGUAGAUGAUGUAACUGAUAAUUACAUUGCAUAUUUUUCUACGCCCGGCAGAGAACUACAGCUUUACUAUGAUAGAAUAUAUACUUAUGUCAGUAGCUAUAGCUCCGUCUGGGUCAAACGACUGCAUUUAUUUGUCAAUGGGGUUGAAAAAUAUUGCGACAACUGUCUUCGUCCCGGUAGUAGGAAGCAUAUCGUGGUGACUUGGUCUGGCACAGCUGAUGCUAACGGGGUAGGGUCUAUUUGGGUCAACGGAGCGAAGUGUUCUCUUUCAGUGGUCUGUCUGCAGGGUCCGUCAUUGAGAAGGGUCUUCGGUUGAAGCUAGGACAGAGACAUGACAGCAGUUCUACUUACUCCUUCCGAGGAGAGAUCAUGUACUUUAAUGUGUAUCCUACUUACGUCACCACGUCUGAUCAUGUAGCAAAGCUUUCCAAGAAGGCAACAAGUGAUUCUGAAGCGGUUCUAUCUUGGGGUUCCUUCAUCGGAGGGGCAAACGGUGACGUGGUCAUAUACCCAGAGUUGGAGAUAUUCACACAGUCUUACAUAGCCGUCACGUGUCGUUCGAGCAACAUGACAUUGACCCUCGACCGCUCUGCAUUCCCCCAUCUCAUCCCAUCCAGGGCCUCACUUAAAGACCCGAGUUGUAAGGUCGUUGCAGAUGACAAUUUUAUAAAUGUAACCACAAAUUGGGCUAGCUGUGGCACUGUCGUUACUUACAAUGAAUCUAUGGCAUACUACACCAACUACAUUGUCCCUGACAUUCUAAACCCACCUGAUCAUACGUCUGACUCUGAGGAAACUGUCCACGCUGUCAUUAACCGUGGAUCAAUAGCACUAGACGAAUCACGCCUCUUCGUGACAUGCAAAUACGAUUUCGUGCCUCAUAACUCCAUAGCAGCAUAUGCAGUGUCUUCUUCAACAUAUUCGGUGAAGGGAAAGGGGGCCCGUGAUUUUUCGUUCGGACUCAAGCUAUACCAUGACUCUUCUUACGAAACGGCAUACCGGGAGGCAGAGUAUCCACUACAUGCAGAUUCCAAGGAGAGAGUCUUUGCUCAAGCCCAACUUUCUAGCAGUGGAGAAGACAGGAUAAGUAUCCGGGUAGAGAAGUGUGUGAUGACGCCGGACUCGGACCCGGACUACAGUACCCACCACAACUUGCUGGCUGAUGGCUGCGCGGCUGAUGACACAGUUCAGUACCACGACUCUCCCAACAGUUUGGCCCAGAGAUUCAGUUUCGAGGUGUUCCGUUUCAACGAGCGACCUACUGCCGUGGUGUUUAUGCACUGUUACAUCGAUGUGUGCCCGAGUGACGACGAAGACUCCAAGUGCAAGUCAGGAUGGACAUCGUGUGCAACUGAGAGCGAGAGUGAGAGCGAGGGGGACGCUAAAUAACCUAGCCGUCAAGUUAUGAGAGUGGACCGAGAUGACAUUAACAUGAAAUGAACAUGAGGUAGGUAUUGACAUCCCGCAUUGCUUCUACACAAGUACAAACACUUCUAUUUGAAACUCGUCAACCUUGGGAUACCCUACCUUGUCUUGAUCAUGGACUAUAAGUAUAAUAAUGGACAGAUGGACUGCGUUUAAGUAGAGACCACUGAUAUGGUGAUUUUACCUUUUACUUUAACUGAUAUUUUUAUUAUGCUAUUUUACAAUUUUAUUAUCGCAAUGAUACUGAUAGUGAAUUUUUAUUUUAAUUAAUUUUUAUUUUAACUCUUAUUACAUGAGUUGGUAUAAGUAUAACUUUAAUUUUUAAUUUAAAUUCAAUCCUCGAUCGAUGAUUAUAUUUUAUUAAUUAUAAGUAUAGCAUAACUAUUAUGUAAACUUUUCAACAUAAGAGGUUAUGUAUCAGAAAGCAGAAAUGAUGACUUACUUUUUAUUUUAAUUUUAUCGGGCGUAUCAAUAUAGCAAUAAUAAUGCUUAACUUUUUAAUCAUUUUUGCCUACUUUCGCACGAAAAUAAGUUUAAUUGAAAGUAUAUAACAACUUGGUGUUGUCAGAUUUAAUUAUACUAUUACCAAUUACCAUUACUUUAUAAUCAUACUUUACUCAAGAUAA